AUGGAGAAAAUACAAUUGGCUGAAACUUGGACAGAGCCAGUGAAAAGAAAAAGUGUCGGUAGUAAUGAUUUAGAUGACUUUCAGAAAUCUUUUGAUCACUGGCAAAAUUUUAUCGAAAGUUUGAUGAAGGAGAAGUCAAAACUAGUGGAGGAUGUUAAUACACUUUCUCAUGAUAAACAAAAGCUUGUGUCUAAAAAUGAAGAGCUUGAGAAUCAAAUUGACCAUUUACAAACUGUUCUGGAUUCUACACAUAAAAGUUUACAUAGGAUUUGUGAUGUUGAGGAGGAAAACAGGGAAGUUAAAGCUAAUUUAGAGAGGCUAAAAGCAGAUAUUGAAGAUUCAAAUUUAAAGAUGGAUGAGAAAGAAAGACAACAUUUAAGAAUUAUAGAGGAAAUAACUAUUGAUAAUGAAAAACAGAAAGAAGGGGUUAGAAAUUCAAUGAAAAUUUUAUUAGAAAAUGAGAAAGAGAGAAAUGAAAUUUCCUUAAGAAAAAAGAAUUCAGAAGUAGAAGAAUUGAAAGAAAAAUUACAAAUAUCUAGUAGGGAAUCUGAAGCUGAGAUUGUUAGAGUGUCUAUGGAAUAUGAAGGUAAACUGGCAAAACUUCGACAAAAAAUACCAAGUUCAACAGCACAUGGGUCAUCAACAAAUCAGGAAAUAUUCCGAAUGAAAUUACAACACAUGAAAAACGAGUAUGAAAGAGAGGUUCGUCUAUUGAAAGAACAAGUAUCAGAACUUGAAGAAAGAGAAACUGCCCCACCUGGUGGAAACAGAAUGACCUUUACAACAAGCAAAAAACGAAGAUUUUAAAAGUUUUUUCUCAUGAUUUAUAUGUUGCAAUUUAUUGUUUAUGUUGAACAUUGCAGUUUGACUUAGAUUGAGUGAUCUUU
This is a messenger RNA of Mytilus californianus (California mussel), 887 nucleotides long. RefSeq lists its product as uncharacterized. Bases 1 to 807 code for a protein of 268 amino acids. The transcript has a single exon. NCBI's taxonomy places the organism in Eukaryota, Metazoa, Mollusca, Bivalvia, Mytilida, Mytilidae. The record is from RefSeq and is a predicted model, not a curated record.